Molecule: messenger RNA, 2038 nt
Organism: Oncorhynchus kisutch (coho salmon)
Lineage: Eukaryota; Metazoa; Chordata; Actinopteri; Salmoniformes; Salmonidae
Product: CD9 antigen
Exons: 9
Coding region: 231-923 (230 amino acids)
Cellular component (GO): plasma membrane
Source: RefSeq, a predicted model, not a curated record
UCAACAGCCUAAUCCAAUCAAAGGAUUCAAUCGGCCCGGGGGUUGGAAUUAACCCAGACCAAAUCCAACAAUAAAUUGUCUUCUUCACACAAAUCGUCUGAAAUUUAAGAACGGUUUGGUGUCGCAGUUGCAUUCUGCAGUGUGAAGAGACUGAUCUGAGCGCAAAGAAUCCAGGACACCACACUGUAUUUCUGACUUCCUGCGUGUAGCGUGUUCGCAAAGCUUUUACCAUGGCACUAGACGGAUGUGGCCAGCUGUGCAAGUGUUUCCUCAUCAUGUUCAACAUCAUUUUUGCCCUGGUGGGUAUGGCGAUGUUCGGGUUGGGCUUGUGGCUGAGGUUCAGCUCUGAGACCAGAGGAUUUUUCAACAUAGACCUCAACACACAGCAGUUUGUCAUCGGUGUGUCAGUGUUGAUUGCGUUAGGAGCAGUGAUAUUGCUCGUGGCUGUUUUCGGAGACUAUGGAGCAUGCAAUGAGAAUCUGAAUGGAUUGGCAGUGUUUUCCUGCCUGCUGGCUAUCCUGGCUGUUGUAGAGAUUGCAGCCGGUGUGUUCGCCUACAUGGGAAGCGAUGUGGUUGGAGAGCAGCUGGCAAAAUUCUAUAUAACUGUGUACGCUCAGUAUGUGGACAAAGGAGACCCUGGCUUGGCUGUUACCCUGUCCAUGUUCCACAAUGUGUUGCACUGCUGUGGACUCAUUGGUGCCUUGGACCUCUUGGUAAAACAAACAUGUCCCAAAACUGGCCUUUGGGACACCUUAACUCUCCCUGCCUGCCCCACAGUGAUCCUCAACCUCUUUGAGUCCAAAGCGCCUCUGGUGAUGGGCCUCUUCCUUGGGACUGCUGCUAUGCUGAUCACAGCCCUGGUGUGCUGCAACAUCCUCAUGAAACAGAUCAAGAAGAGUCACCUCUCUGCCCCCGUGUACUGAGGGGACAGGACCACCACCACGUUCAAACAUUUCUCCACUAUGUGACCAAACCAGAUGGUUGUCAUUCAGUGACCGUCACCCCAUCCUGUCACGUAAUACUUCUGGAGAGGUGCCCAAUAAAAAAUUUUUCCUAAUUAGCUUUCAUUCAUUUGUGUAGCUGGACAGGGCUCUCGAUCAUCUGGACAUGCUGUAUGAACAGGGCAAGACACUGUUGCUCUGUAGCAGCUGUUUGUUCUGCCCCUCUUCCCACUGUAGUCCUUCAUCUUUUUUUAAACCUUAAAUCACUGUUACCGAAUGUAUAUAGCUGCGCUUGCUGACAUUAAUGGGACCAUUUUAUUAAGUCAUACGGAGCAUUAAAUGAGGGCACUGCUGUAAUCAGACAAGUGAAGCACUGUCCAACAUUACCUUUCCCUGUAAUCACAUCAGUUUAGAAUCAUGUUUGUUACAAUAUCCAUAGCAAUGUACUGGUGACAGAAUCUUAACUGGAUGAAUCCGUAUUUGGUUCUCUAUGCCAAAUUAAGUACAUUAUUAACAUCUAAUCAUGCUACACAAUUACAAUACUAAUCCCAGCUCCACUUGUACGCCCUGAGGUGAUAGACUGAUUUCUUCAUUCCAUGUUUGGAUGUUGACGUGGGAUGAUAUGCAAAGUUGAGUCAGGAACAUUGUUUGCUUGACUUAUUACUUUGAUACUGAUUUUUAUAAGCAAACUAAUGUUUGCAACUGGGAUACAUUUCCUUUUGAGUCACUCCAAUCACAGCGGAUGUGAAAAUUAUUGCGCUUAGGAAUUAUGUCUCCCUGAAUGCCCCAUCAGGCAGCAGUUGUACUGGAGGCUGUUGAGUGUGAUAGAAUAAACACUUCAUAUGGAGUGGCUUGGUACACUAGCCACUUCAUAUGGAGUGGCUUGGUACACUAGCCAAAGUGUUGCCCUGUAAAUGCAGGAGUGUACCUUACCAGGUCAAGUGUCUUGUAGGAAGUCUUGAACUACAAUUUCCAAUGAUUUUGUUUGCACUGUGAGAUCAGGUUAUGUUCUGUUACAAGCUAAUACUACUGACUGUGUAACUUGGCACCAAAUGGUGCUUUCUUUUGUUAAAAUAAAGUAGUUUUUUUUCUUCCUC